GGUGGGGGCGGGGCUAUCCGAUCACGUGACGCUCCCGGCGUGCACCGCGUGCAAGGUGGAGCAACAUGGCCGUCGCCGCUGGGCUCCGCGUGUUUGGCCUGGGCCGCCGUCUUCUCCCCGCGAUGGCGCGGCCCUCGCCCAGCCUUUUGCGUCGCAGGGAUAUGGCGCUGCGUGGAUUAUGCGUGGCAUCGCAACAGCAGAACAAGAACAGCACGGAACAACAGUCGAGCGGAGACGCGCCGUCAGGGAGGGUAGAGGAAACAGCAGCCGGAGACAAGACCGCGCAGGAGAUCGCCGCCCUCGAGGAGAAAACCAAGCUCGAAGAGCAAGUCAAAGAUCUGACGGAUCGCUAUAAGCGUGCACUGGCGGACACUGAAAAUGUGCGACGACGGAGCCAAAAGAUGAUCGAAGAUGGCAAGAUAUUCGGCAUUCAAAGUUUCUGCAAGGACUUGCUUGAAGUUGCAGACAUCCUUCAGAAGGCAACGGAGAGUGUUCCCAAGGAAGAGCUAAAUGACGCCAACCCACAUCUGAAGAGUUUAUACGAAGGUCUGAUUCUCACCGAGAGCCAGCUGCAGAAAGUGUUCACCAAGCAUGGGCUGGUUCCUCUAAACCCCAUUGAUGCCAAGUUUGACCCUUAUGAGCACGAGGCGCUCUUCCAGGUGCCCAUGGAAGGCAAGAAUCCUGGCACGGUUGGCGUAGUUACCAAGAUCGGUUACAAGCUGCACACUCGCAUUGUUAGGCCAGCCAUCGUCGGUGUUGUCAAAGGACCCUGAUUGUUUGACUCCCAUUUCCUCUAUUUUUUGGGAUGGUCUUGGUGCGCUUUCCCCAAUACCACAUUUGUGGCUAUAAUCAUUUACAGCCCUUUGAUCAUUCCACUGCUGAAUUUAUUUAUUUAAAAUAAAGCUUCCAAGUACCUUCUAUCAAUCUUACUUAUUUGUGUCGUACACUUUAUUAUAAAUAUCCAAUUUUGAGGCAGUUUUUUUUCUACCCAAAAUGAAAAACAAAAAUUUGCCAGUGUGUAACGAUAUACCUAUGGGUGUACCUCGAUAUAUGUUCAGUUUGCGUUCUUGAAAACAUGAAUGUAAAGUGAAAAAUUGUAUACUGAACAUUUUUACCAUCAGGUCUCAUUAUAUAACCCUAGUUACGUUCCUAAUAAAUAAUGUUCUGACCUAAAACCUACAAAAAAUAACACUUGUAAAUACAAAUAACAUUUUCAUGCCUAAAUAUGAUGAAUAAUAACUAAACAGCUCAGGAAAACACUUUACAGUUAUCCCUCGAUUUGUGUAAAACAAUUACGUGAAUUGGAAUGGCUUUUCCCAUUUAAUUAGAAAAUUUAGGGAUGUGUUUUGGACAGUCAUUCCAACUCUACUCCUAACCUAAAAAUAUACACCGAUGUCACUUUUCACAAAAUAAAAAUAGUGAGGAACAAAUACAAAUUAUUUAAUUUAAAAAAAAUACCUUUUCAGGGAACUCGCCAUAACACCUGCACAGAAUGACUGGAAAGGUGCCGUUGAGGCGUUGUAUUGUAGGGAUACUGUGACACUGUUGCGGAUGGAUGAAGCAGUCUCCUGGGGUGCUGUAUUGGGAUCUCACGGCACGUGCCGUGUGAAAUUCAGUUCACACGGAAAUUCGAUUUCAUUAAUGGACAAUUAUCCAUACCGUCAAUUGCAUUAAGGCGAAAUUUCGUAAACUGAACGUUCGUAAAUCGAGAGAUACAUGAAAACUGCAAUUUACGAACCAGAAACUGGUGCAGGUCGUAUAGGUGUUGGGUUACCGGAAGGGUGAGGGAGAGGCAGUCGGAGUGUCUGCCUCCCCUUUUGGGUCAAACGUAAACACGGAACAAAGGAGACAAACCAAAAAAAGUGUAAAUUUAUUAAACUCAACGAAUCGUAAAUCAAAGUAUAUCGGGGUACACCUAUACAUUCUAUAACUUAAAUCUUAUUUCAAAAGCAAUAACCUAAAUUCCAUACAAUAGUUUUAUUUAAAUCUUAAAGUGUCACUGCCACUCGGUAUUCACGGUUUACACUGAUCAUAAAUUAAUGCACAUACACUGUUACAAGUGUAUAUUUCAACCAUAUUUGUGUUACAUGUACGUGUAACCUUUGCAGUUAUACACUUAACUGAUUCUAUUUAACAUGUAUGUUUUUGCAGUGGCUUAUUUAGUGCUGCGGGCAUCUUCAGGAGUUGAAAAAAAUGUUUUUCUUCAUUCAACUAACGAAGUUGUCAGCAGCAAAAGCACUUGGAUUAAUUGAUUCAAGUUAGUAAACAAGCUUUAUGCUGUUGAUGUACAUUAUACAUGUAUAAUUAUAUACUUAUUUGAUUUAGGGUUCUGUAGUAAGAAUAUAAUUUCCGGUUAUAUGCCCUGCAUUAAAAUGUUGAUAUUG
Messenger RNA from Petromyzon marinus (sea lamprey), 2384 nucleotides. Its product is annotated as grpE protein homolog 1, mitochondrial-like. Gene Ontology annotation, biological process: protein import into mitochondrial matrix; protein folding. Gene Ontology annotation, cellular component: PAM complex, Tim23 associated import motor. Lineage: Eukaryota; Metazoa; Chordata; Hyperoartia; Petromyzontiformes; Petromyzontidae. The record is from RefSeq and is a predicted model, not a curated record. Gene Ontology annotation, molecular function: adenyl-nucleotide exchange factor activity; protein-folding chaperone binding; protein homodimerization activity.